Molecule: messenger RNA, 1258 nt
Organism: Oncorhynchus gorbuscha (pink salmon)
Lineage: Eukaryota; Metazoa; Chordata; Actinopteri; Salmoniformes; Salmonidae
Exons: 4
Coding region: 75-1226 (383 amino acids)
Biological process (GO): regulation of DNA-templated transcription
Cellular component (GO): nucleus
Source: RefSeq, a predicted model, not a curated record
GGUCAGAGUGCGCCUGCGGAUAACCAGCCUCCUCGCAAACACCACACGCUACUUCAACGACCAGCGGACAAACCAUGAACCAUCAUUUUUUACCUCAUUCCCUCUGGACUAGCGAGGGUAAAUUCCUCCACCGCCACGCGACAGUCCUCUACUCCAGCGUACUUGUCAUGUGCAACAUCUCUGCUGGGGCACAGUUCGGCCCAUGCAUCCUUCAGAACACGUUCCAUGACACCAUCGCCUUCAUAGCGCUAAAAUCCAGCGACAAGAGAAGCAAAUCAUAUGUGUUCAGGGUGGGCCCCGAGGCUAUGCGGAGCUCUGCUCUUGUGCUGUCCUGGCUGCCUCUGGUGCAAGGGGCACAUCACCGGAAGGAGCAGAACACCGAAGCGUUCCUGAAGGGAGGCCAGCUGUAUUUCCGGACCACUAAGGAAAUCCAUCAGGAUGAGGAACUCUUGGUGUGGUAUGACCAGGAGCUGUCACAUCUACUGGGCUUCACUGACAUCUCAACCAGAGGACAUAAUGCCAAGCUCAAAUGUGCAAAAUGUAACCAGGUCUUGAAGAACGCGCAUCCCUACUUGGCCCACUGCCGCUUCCUGUGCUCCCAGGUGAAGAAUGACAUGCCGAGCAGAGAGGCCUAUGAACACAAACACAUUGAAAUAAAACGACAACACCGCAUCACAGACUUCCACAACAUCGCCAGGGAUCUGGAACAUAAAGAAUCCAGCGCCAGUGAGGAAGAAGAGAUUUCUCUGCGGAAAAGGAAACAUGAGGAGACGGAUUACCCCCGAUGGAGGAAACCAGUGUUACUGGAGAAAACGAAAAUAUUGAAUGACAACAUCACACAGAUAACCAGAGACUACCACCUCAUUGUGCCAGAGUCAACUGGCUCUGUUUUGAAACUGAAGGCGGCGAAGUACCAGCUCAAAAAGGACCAAGUGGAAUGCAACAAUAGUGCGUUCACAGAAGUAGGAGCUGCAAAAAGGAGUGUUAUGCACGAGAAAGAAAAGCCAACAGAGGCUGAUUCUGAGACAGUGAGGGAGAUAAGCUCUGGUUUGAACUCCAAGAGCAACAACAGUGAGUUUUCAUUCGUCCUGCUCAGUGGACAGGAGGAGCAGAAAAGCGCUUUCUGUAAACCCAAUAAAGGGACUUCUAACUGCUCUACAGCUCACCCAUCCAACAAACCUGCCCCAUCGAACCACCUAGAAGACGUUGUAACGGUUUUGACUUGAGGUUAUUAUUUAUAGGGGUGCCAGGUAGGUUG